AGUAGUGAUUAAAAAGUUAUUAUAUUAUAUUAUCAUAGAAAGUUACCAGAGUAUUCUAUGAUCCUCAACCAAAAAACAGCUGUUACUGAGAAUUACUGCCUAUAUAACAGCCCAUUACCCAUUAGUCUCUGAAACAGACAGACGGAUAAAUAGCGAGAGAUAUUUGCAGUGAGCAGCUUUGCGUAUUUGCCUCGGUGCAAAGUGCAUCGAUGCUCCUGCACAGACGGACUGUAGCAAAUUAGAAGAAACUUUCAUCCAGCGGAGACCUUCAACCCGAAACCUGAAAACCCCCUGAAAGUCUGCUGGAAUUGGAGGAACGUCUCUCUCUAAGGACUAGAUUCCCACUGAAAGUCAAACUGCUGGCGAGCUGGAGGAAAGGGAGUGAAGCAUGCAGAGGUACGACUGGCUUGGUGCCGGGCUGCGCUACAGGCUGACUCUGGCCACGGGGGUGCUGGAGUGUCUGUGCUUUGCCGGCGUGCUCUUUGGCUACGCCUCUCUGGUGUUUGUGCUGAAGGAGGACGGAUACUUCAGUCAGCUGUGCGUCAGUGACCCGGUCACCAACAGCACCGGGCCCAUCUUGGACUGUAGUAGACAGGACGAGCAGUUCUCUCUGGUCUUUACCGUCGCUGCGUUCCUCAAUAACUUCCUGAACCUGAUCAAUGGCUACCUGUUUGAUCGAUUUGGCACCAUGGUAACCAGGCUGCUGGGAAUAUGUUUGUACACCACUGGAACCCUUCUUCUGGCAUUCAGCAGUGCAGCUUUUUCAGAGCUACUUUUCCCUGCCUUGUCAUUCAUCGCCGUGGGAGGAAUCCUGCUCCUUUUGACCAACAUGCAGGUGGGAAACCUGUUCGCUGCUCAUCGCUCCACUGUCAUCACCCUCUACAAUGGUGCCUUUGACUCCUCUGCUUGUGUGUUUCUAAUCAUUAAGGUUCUGCAUGAACAAGGAAUCUCUCUUCGCUCCUCCCUCCUUGUUGUGUCCUUCUGCAGCGCUUUACAUCUGGCGAGGACCUUCCUGCUGAUGCCGAGAACUUACAUCCCCUACACUCCGCCCCAGCACUACACCUACGGGUUGAACUGCGGAAAAUCCAACUCUUACAAUGUGGAGCGUUUUGAGGGGACGAGGGAUGGUGCGAUGACAAGCUUACAGGAGUCCAGUGGGAGGGACGAUGUGCCGGCAGCACGUCAGGACGGGACACAAGAGGCGAGUUUCCGGAGCUGUGUGCUGUCGUGGUUCUUCCUGUGGCACCUAUUGUGGUUGUCCAUAAUACAGCUGAGGCACUACCUCUUCAUCGGCACGCUCAACCCCAUGCUCAACCGGCUGGCCGACAACGACCCCGACCUGGUGAGUCAGUACACCAAUGCUUUUGCCAUUACCCAGCUGUGUGGAGUGCUAUGUGCUCCCUGGAACGGACUCAUCAUGGACAGACACAAGGGAAAGCCUUUGGCUCCUGGUGAAACUGAGCAGGAGGCCGACCUGAACUCCUCCUCUCUGUCUCUGUUCCUGACCUCCCUGCAGUGCCUGUUGUUCUCCGUGUGCGCCUCCGUCCCCCUCCUCCCUCUGCAGUACAUCACCUUCGUUUUGCAGGUCCUCAAUCGCUCCUUCCUCUACGGGGGAAACGCAGCGUUCAUUAGCAUUGCUUUUCCAGCGCGUCACUUUGGGAAGCUGUACGGCCUGGUGAUGUCCAUGUCUGCUUUGGUCUCUCUGCUGCAGUACCCUUGUUUCACCCUUGUCAAAGGCGCACUGGGUGGAGACCCCUUCUUCGUGGACGUGGCUCUGAUUGUCGUCAGUCUGCUGGGGUUCAUGCAUCCCGCCUACGUCUUUACACACUGCAGGAGAGCAGCCCGCAAAAGAGAGGACAGCGCCCAGAAGGACGUUGCCAACAGCUGAAAGGCUGAAGCAAAGUAAUGACAGAGGUUUUACUUACUAACUCAAAUAUUCUGUACAACUUUGUACACAGUAAUGUUUUUCAUGUUUGCUAGAACAGAUGUUUUGAAUACAUUUCCUCAAAAUGUUUUGAAUAUACAAAUGAAAUAUUAAAAGUGUUAUCAAAA
Messenger RNA from Gasterosteus aculeatus aculeatus (three-spined stickleback), 2052 nucleotides. RefSeq names its product equilibrative nucleobase transporter 1. Lineage: Eukaryota; Metazoa; Chordata; Actinopteri; Perciformes; Gasterosteidae. The record is from RefSeq and is a predicted model, not a curated record. Gene Ontology annotation, molecular function: transmembrane transporter activity. Gene Ontology annotation, biological process: transmembrane transport.